AUGGAUGACAAGUGUCAUUUCUGCGCACUAGACAACUCGAAGGAGCUCGACCGCCUUAGGAAAGAGCAGGAAGAUGUUUUGUCUGAUAUUAAUAAGCUUCAUAAGAAGCUCCAAACCAACCCAGAAGUAGUUGAGAAGCCUGGGGACACAUCUUUAUCGAAGCUUAAGCAUUUGUACACCAAUGCUAAGGAACUGGCUGAAACUGAAGUGAGAGUAUCAGGUAUUUUAAUAAAUCAGCUGGAUAGUUUGCUCCCUCCUGGGCAGCAACGAAGAAGAGUAGAAGGUAAUGAGCAAAAGAAGAAACAGAAGAAAAAUGAUUCUGAUAUCCCAAGGGUCUCUCCUUCCAUGAGAAACCAACUUGAUAACUUUGCUAGUUUGAAAGGUGAACAGGUAGCAGCUAGGGUUACAACAGAUGAAACAGAGAAGGAUGAGUAUAUUGUGGUGAAAGUGAUGCAUUAUGACAGGGAAACAAAAGAAUUUGAAGUGCUUGACGAGGAACCUGGUGACGAUGAAGAGGGUGGUGGGCAAAGAAAAUAUAAGCUUCCUGCAUCACAUAUCAUACCUUUCCCCAAACGGAAUGAUCCUUCUACUGCCCUGGACUUCCCUCCUGGCAGAGCAGUUUUGGCUGUGUAUCCUGGUACAACAGCAUUGUACAAAGCAACCGUAGUGAAUCCAAAUCGCAAGAGGAAGACCGAUGAUUAUCUCCUUGAGUUUGAUGAUGAUGAAAGUGAAGAUGGAUCCAUGCCAAAAAGAACAGUACCAUUUCAUAACGUGGUUGCCUUGCCAGAAGGACACCGACAAUGAUUAUUAUUCGCUCCUUUUUAUUGAAUAUUAUAACUAUUCAAACGAAUAAGGCAAUGUUUGGGUUUAUUCCUGGAGUGUCUUGAGGUAGCAGAAAGGGCAUGGCCUGCCUAUUAUGAUGCUGUCUUUUUUUUUUUUUUUUUUUUUUUUUUGACGGAUAUUAUGUUGCUGUCUUGAAGCUAUGGUUGUGAAGAAGGUGAAACAUCUAGAUUUUCGUGCAUUAGAGUGGUUACAACAUAAAAUUUUACACAGAUUGGAGCGUUGCAUGAGGAACUUCCUUUCUUUCACUUUGUGUUUCAUACUAAAAUUGUGGUAUUAGCAUUCACUGUCAAACAUUCAGGAGCUAGAGUCAGAAAUUUCUUCUCAAAUCCUUGUUUUGCAUAGGUGAUUGCAUAGGCUGUCCAGUUUGCUUUUAGAAUUUAAUUAGCUGAUUUGGAAUUCUGGACAUAGAAUUUUUGAGCACAUUGGGGACAGCCGGACCAAUGUUUCAUAAUUGCAUCAUGGUGAUGGAUAUGGGAAGGCCUAGGGAUGUGAUUUAUAGGCUCAUGCUCUUCGUUUUGACUUUUGAGGGUGUUGAACAGCUUUUGAUUUUGGACCUUGGAAGCAUAAAGGAAAGUGGAACUCUUGUAUAGUUGUAUAUAUCUUAUCUAUCUGAGGUUGUUUCAUUUUGUAUAUUUGGGUUCAUAGUUGGGUAUAUGCUGGGAGAAAUUUGUCCUUGUACUCUUGUAGACCUAUAUGCAUUUACUUUGCCUGUAUAAUUGCACCGUGUUCCUUGUGGAAUGAUUUAGACUCUAGAGUAUCCCGACUCUGGGAAACUUGCUAUAUAGACCAAGGUAAUGACAAUUAUAUUGUUUUGUUCUUUA
This is a messenger RNA of Chenopodium quinoa (quinoa), 1664 nucleotides long. RefSeq lists its product as uncharacterized. The record is from RefSeq and is a predicted model, not a curated record. NCBI's taxonomy places the organism in Eukaryota, Viridiplantae, Streptophyta, Magnoliopsida, Caryophyllales, Amaranthaceae. The transcript is spliced from 11 exons. Gene Ontology annotation, cellular component: SAGA complex. Bases 1 to 804 code for a protein of 267 amino acids.